Messenger RNA from Calidris pugnax (ruff), 2211 nucleotides. RefSeq names its product sec1 family domain containing 1 (gene SCFD1). Gene Ontology annotation, cellular component: cytosol; Golgi membrane. The transcript is spliced from 21 exons. NCBI's taxonomy places the organism in Eukaryota, Metazoa, Chordata, Aves, Charadriiformes, Scolopacidae. Gene Ontology annotation, biological process: endoplasmic reticulum to Golgi vesicle-mediated transport; intracellular protein transport. The record is from RefSeq and is a predicted model, not a curated record. The coding region runs from base 12 to 1811 and encodes 599 amino acids. Gene Ontology annotation, molecular function: syntaxin binding.
CUUUGAAACGUAUGCUGAACUUCAAUGUUCCUCCCGUUAAAAACAGCACAGGAGAACCAGUAUGGAAGGUUCUCAUUUAUGACAGGUUUGGCCAAGAUAUAAUCUCACCUUUGCUGUCAGUGAAAGAGCUGAGAGAUAUGGGAAUCACUUUGCAUCUGCUUUUGCAUUCGGAUCGGGAUGCUAUUCCAGAUGUUCCAGCCGUUUACUUCGUAAUGCCAACAGAAGAAAAUAUUGACAGAAUGUGCCAGGACCUUCGAAACCAGCUUUAUGAAUCUUACUAUUUAAACUUUAUUUCCGCCAUUUCGAGAAGUAAACUGGAAGAUAUUGCAAAUGCUGCCAUAGGUGCUAAUGCAGUAACUCAAGUGGCAAAGGUGUUUGAUCAAUAUCUUAAUUUUAUUACUUUAGAAGAUGACAUGUUCGUAUUGUGUAACCAAAACAAAGAACUUGUUUCUUACCGUGCCAUUAACCGACCAGAUAUAACGGACACAGAAAUGGAAACUAUAAUGGACACUAUUGUUGAUAGUCUCUUCUGUUUUUUUGUCACACUUGGAGCUAUACCUAUAAUCAGAUGCUCAAGAGGAACUGCAGCUGAAAUGGUGGCAGUGAAAUUAGAUAAGAAGCUCAGAGAGAAUCUAAGAGAUGCCAGAAACAGUCUUUUUACAGGUGAUACACUUGGAGCUGGCCAGUUCAGCUUCCAAAGGCCUCUAUUAGUGCUUGUUGACAGAAACAUAGAUUUAGCAACUCCUCUACAUCAUUCUUGGACAUACCAAGCUUUAGUGCAUGAUGUUCUGGAUUUCCAUUUGAAUAGAGUUAACUUGGAAGAAUCAGCAGGAACAGAAAGCUCUCCAGCAGGUGCUAGACCUAAGAAAAAAAAUAAGAAGUCCUAUGAUUUAACCGCAUCGGAUAAAUUCUGGCAAAAGCAUAAGGGCAGUCCUUUUCCAGAGGUAGCUGAGUCUGUUCAACAAGAGCUGGAGUCCUACAGAGCCCAAGAAGAUGAAGUCAAAAGACUUAAAGGUAUCAUGGGUAUAGAAGGGGAGGAUGAAGGAGCAAUAAGUAUGCUUUCUGAUAAUACAGCGAAGCUGACUUCAGCUGUCAGCUCUCUUCCAGAACUUCUGGAAAAGAAGAGGCUGAUUGAUCUUCACACAAAUGUUGCAACAGCCGUUUUGGAGCAUAUAAAGAGUCGAAAGCUGGAUGUGUACUUUGAAUAUGAGGAAAAAAUAAUGAGCAAAUCCACUCUGGAUAAAUCUCUUCUGGACGUGAUUUCUGACCCAGAUGCAGGAACUCCAGAAGACAAAAUGAGAUUAUUUCUUAUCUAUUACAUAAGUUCAGCUCAGGCACCUUCAGAGAUUGAUUUGGAGCAGUAUAAAAAAGCCUUGAUGGAUGCAGGUUGUAAUCUUGCUCCUUUGAACUACAUAAAGCAAUGGAAGGCUUUCACUAAGAUGGCUUCAGCUCCAACCAGCUACGGAAACACUACGCCUAAACCUUUGGGUCUUUUUUCACGUGUUAUGAAUACAGGAUCACAGUUUGUAAUGGAAGGAGUGAAGAACAUGGUACUGAAGCAACAAAAUCUGCCAGUGACACGGAUAUUGGACAACCUCAUGGAGAUGAAGUCAAACCCUGAGACGGAUGACUACCGGUAUUUUGACCCCAAGAUGCUACGAGGCAGUGACAGGCACAUGGUGAUACAGGAAAAGAGGUUUCUCCCCUUCUCCCAGCUCCCUCCCUGUGGCCAGGAUUGCAUAUUGACCUGGAGAGGAAGAGUCUGCACCACCCAAACUGUAACUUACCUCUUCCUCGUUAAAGCAUGUUAAUGCUGAGAUUGCAGUGACACCCGACAGCAGAACACAUGCCUGCUGCCCCUGGUAGUUUUUGAGAUGGAGGCAUCAGUAAGUAUGUAGGCAGGCACUGGAAGGGGACUGGCUUACCCAGUCAGGAUUCCAGUCAGCAGGAUUGGUAAGUGUCACAAACUGGGCUAAUGGUGAUGAAAUGUUCUUCUCAUUGUAUUUGCUCCCGGCCAGCGCUGCUCCCGUUACAGCUUCAGGUAGAAUGAAUGGUUGGUCAGAACAAAUCCUUUAAACAAAAUACUUGGAGAGUGAAUGCAGAAAAGCAAUUAAUUUUCUAUGUUAUAUAUUUUUCUAAUAUUACAUAGUAUUCUAUAAACAUGUAAAUGAUGCUUAUUUUGCAUAUUAAUAUUAAUGCCUAAUAAAAUCU